Schistosoma haematobium is the source of this 2836-nucleotide messenger RNA. RefSeq names its product Rabenosyn-5, variant 2. NCBI's taxonomy places the organism in Eukaryota, Metazoa, Platyhelminthes, Trematoda, Strigeidida, Schistosomatidae. Bases 1938 to 2777 code for a protein of 279 amino acids. The transcript is spliced from 8 exons. Gene Ontology annotation, molecular function: metal ion binding. The record is from RefSeq and is a predicted model, not a curated record.
AAUUCUUUGUUCCUGUACUAUGUCCUUAUAUGCAAUCUUUCUUUUACAUAUUACCACCACUACUUCUAUGAAUCUGGUAUUCAUCUUGUUGUGCUAAUGAGGUAUGGAAACUUGGACCGAUGCACAUGUGUGCCUGGUCCUUCGUUAUAGCUGACUGACUGAUUGACGUUGUCUUUUCUACAUAAAUCCAAGAUAUUGCUUCAAAUCCGGUCUGCAUCAGUAGCCAGUCAAAAUACAACGGAUUAUUUGGUCAUCCUGACCACUUAAUUUACUUGUGAAGUCUCAUAGGUUUUGGUGGGUCAAUGGCAAGAUAACGACAUGGAUACAAGAGCAUUGUUAAGUGAAGGGAGGAUGUUAGGCUAUUAAUCACAUAGCAGAUACAUUAUACAUAAUUUUGAUUGUAAUAGGCCUUUGGAGAUGAUUGUUACGUUUUUGAUGGAGUUUUGUUCUCUGAGCUGGAUGGUUUAGUCGUGGGGCUUUCGUCGUUCUUCUGAACGACAUCAUCAGCACAAACUGCAGGUGGAAUGAAUGUUAUUUAUCACUUCUUUAUAUAAUUCAAUCAUCUAAUAUCAUAGAUGUUUUGUUGUAUGAACUUACUUACUCAUUGAUCCUCGUCUAGUUUCCCAAAUCAACUGCAUCUGCGAUAAACAAGUUAUUUUAGUGAGCAUGACAUAAUUAUGAAGUACUUUUUGUGCUUGAAAUCUUGUUCUAUCGUUGGUGCUGUUUACUUUUAGAGCAAUGUUAAAAUGUCCAAAUUUUAGAAUAUGUGAUAUCAGUUAGUCAUAAACUUCAUCAUAUCUGUCGAUUUAUUUUGCCUUGUAGUUGUUAUUAAGAUAUUUUAUGUUAGAUGAUAAAAGAGCAUAUGUAGAUGUCUUUUUCCUGUACGUCAUAUGGCUAAUCCAUUUGACGAAACAAUAUUAGAAGGAUUUAUAUGUCCAAAAUGUAUGGUUACGUUUGGAACUCCUGAUUUAUUGAGUCAACAUUUCAAAGUAGAACAUCGAAGUAUCAAUAUCCCAGAAAAUGGAGGUUUGAGUUAUUCUUACCUUGAUAGCUGUUAGUAGAAUGCUUAUCUGUAACUAAUCCUGUACUCAAGACACAAUCAGAUCCAAAUACCUCAACUGCGUUUUACGAUCGAAAGAAUGAAAUUCAAUCAAUUGGUAAGCUUUUUAAAUAUUCAUUUUAGGUUACAGGCGUUUAUCAGUCUCUGACGUCGAAAUUCAUACAGUUGCGGAAAAACCAUGUUAAUCGCAGUUCAUUAGAAACAAACCGUUUGUUAAUACGUUUGGAAAAAUUAAUUGACGUAGCAGAAACACAUGAAAGUGACCGAAAAGUAUUUGAACAAGCCAUUGUACCGUGGAUUGAUGCAAAGGUAGACCUUUGUCCAUGCUGUGGUAAGGGAUUUGGUUUAGGCGCUGAAAUAGCUUUCCCAGAUGAAGAUGACGUGUACUUGAACUCCACAGAAAACAAUGCAAGCAUUUCUAGGUUUUGGCCUAACAAAAUUAGUGUCACUCGUUUAACAAACGCUAUUCUGGACUAUAAUCCUGUAUACCGCAGGCGACAUCAUUGUCGUUUAUGUGGAUAUGUUUUGUGUGCCGACUGCAGUUAUUUUAUUUCUAUACAUAAUGCUCGUGGUCUUCUACAUGCUCUUAACGGACAAGAUUUAUAUCUUUUUCCGGUUCCUUCGAAUGCAUCUGAUACUAAUGAUCAUCCAAAUUACUUACUGGAAUCAGAAGUUAUUUUUCGAGAAGGAAAUAUUUCUACUUCCCAAAACGUUAACUGAUUUUCCGCAUAGCAAGUUAUUAGUUCUUGUUAGGUGUGAAUCAUUUCCAGGAAGACAUUGUUUUGAUCGCUUCCCAGUACUUCAGGUCCAAAGUAUAACCAAGCACAUCUAUGAUAAAUUCAACGUUUGGACUAAGUGACUGAAAGUUUCAGUACAAAUGUAUUUUAGUGAGAUGCUUUUACUUAAAACAAGUUAUGAGUUGCGUAUAUGUCCUAUUUGUAUAAACAUUUUGAAGAGGAAAAUUAGUAGUUUGAAAACGUUACCAAUCAAUACCCCAAUUAUCCAAAUGCAUAUAGAAUUCAAGGAAUUAAUGAAAAAAGUUUGUGAAUGGAUACCUUCCUAUACCAUUAUUGCUGAGAGUCUAAACUCCGGGGAACAAAAAUAUACGCUAGAAUCUGCUAGAUCUAUGCACUCCGAUUUGUUGCAAGCAUUACAAAAAAUUGAGACACUCGGACGACAGUUUGCAAAAUACAGUGAACCGAAUUCAGAACUUUAUGUCAACAGAAUAGUGGCGCGCUUGACAUCAGCAGUUUAUCGAAGGGCGAGACAUUUUGUCCAAAAUUAUCUCCCACCUUUGCAAACUCUUCCUACACUCAGACAAUAUGAUAACCUUACUUCACAACGCAAGGCUGAAUUGGCAGUUAGAUGGUCUGAGGAAGACAAAGCUCUUGCAGAACUGAUGGAGCGAGUAUCAGGUAAACAAAACUUUGCAAACAUGGAUCCAGCCAUUAAUCCUACUGCCAAAAUAUGGCAAAGGUUUUCCCAACUACCUACUUCGAUGCCCAACACUUAUGAGAAACACCAAGGAAAGAAAACUACAAUAGAGUACUUAAGUGAUAUAGCGAAUAAGAUGGAUCACGUUGCUGGACAACUGAUGACUGCACACAAAGAAGGUCGACUGCGAACUGCAGAAGAGCUGGCACAAAAACUCAACCAACUCGAACAAGAAUUUCAGAAUAUCAAUUCUAGCCUUAACGACAGUGAACUCCCAAAAUAGCUGUACAUGUUGACAAAGCAUUCAAAAUGGCACAAUAAAACAAACAUUUGAAAAUCUGA